Molecule: messenger RNA, 3341 nt
Organism: Salvelinus fontinalis (brook trout)
Lineage: Eukaryota; Metazoa; Chordata; Actinopteri; Salmoniformes; Salmonidae
Product: PDZ domain-containing protein GIPC1-like
Exons: 7
Coding region: 497-1510 (337 amino acids)
Molecular function (GO): protein binding
Source: RefSeq, a predicted model, not a curated record
GUAAACCCCGCCUAUUUUUACUAUUGCUCUUCUUAAAAUCUGAUUUUAAACCUAACCUUAACCUCACUGCUAACCGUAUUCCUAACCCCAAACAUAAAUAAAACCCAAAAAGCACAUUUUUGUUUUCCUUUUUUUCUCUCUCGACAUAGCCAAUUUGGACUUUGUGGCUGUGCUAUCUAAUGAAAACACCCCUGCUGAACAACAUACAUACCAUCAGACCAUCCUUUCCUCUCAUUAGCUUGUUAGCCUAUCUCACAAGACAAGCGAUUCAAAUGCGAUGUAACUUUACUUUCACAACCUUUGGAUCAAGAAGUAACCUAGUGUUUUGAUGUUCAAUUCCACGUCUGGUUUGAAUAAAUCACAUCGUACAGCGAGUUAGCUAGCUAAAGCUCUGGUGGAAGAAGACUUGAGAGAGUCCUAUGCUGGACAGGACCUUUGGCUACCUACCAAAGCAGCAUCUGUUCACUUCCACAGACAGACACACAGAAGGAUAAAAAUGCCCCUUGGAUUGGGUAGAAGAAAGAAAGCGUCUCCACUAGUGGAGAACGAGGAAGCCGAGCCGAUCCGAGCGGGCCUUAAUGUCCCAGGAAUGGACGGCCUCGGUGGAGGUGGUGUGGGGCUCGGGGAGGGUACUACCCAGGAGGGUCUGCCACCCCCACCCACCAGCCUGAGACCUCGUCUGAUCUUCCACACCCAGCUAGCACAUGGUAGCCCCACGGGACGCAUCGAGGGGUUCAGCAACGUGCGAGAGCUCUACACCAAGAUCGGAGAGGCCUUUGGGAUCGCACCACCAGAGGUGAUGUUCUGCACUCUGAACACUCACAAGGUGGACAUGGAUAAGUUACUGGGGGGUCAGAUUGGGCUGGAGGACUUUAUUUUCGCCCAUAUCAAAGGCCAGAGGAAGGAGGUGGAGGUGUUCAAGGGGGAGGACGCCCUGGGGUUGACCAUCACCGAUAAUGGAGCUGGAUACGCCUUCAUCAAGAGAAUAAGGGAGGGUAGCGUGGUCCAUCAGAUCCAGGUCAUCAACGUGGGAGACAUGAUUGAGUCCAUCAACGGCCACAGUCUCAUUGGCUGUCGACACUACGAGGUGGCCAAGAUGCUCAAGGAGCUGCCCAAGGGGAAGGACUUUGUUCUCAAGAUGGUGGAGCCCUUGAAAGCCUUCGACAUGAUCAGCCAGAGGUCAGGAGGGGCCCGGGCUGGCUCAGGAACCCAGCUGGGGACAGGGAAGGGCACCCUGCGUUUACGCUCCAAAGGCCCAGCCACUGUGGAGGAGCUGCCCUCUGCGUUUGAGGAGAAGGCCAUAGAGAAAGUGGAUGACCUCCUGGAGAGUUACAUGGGCAUCAGAGACAGUGAGCUGGCUGCUACAAUGGUGGAGCUGGGGAAGGACAAAAAGAACCCAGAUGAGUUUGCCGAGGCAUUGGACGAGACUCUUGGUGACUUCGCCUUCCCGGAUGAAUUUGUUUUUGACGUCUGGGGUGCCAUCGGGGACGCCAAGGUCGGCCGGCUGUAACCGGAGGGAGCAGGGGCACAACCUGUGUGUGGUUUUGAAUGCUGAGGCACCAACCUGCAACAAACAGAACUGCUAGGAAACACCACACUACCAUCAUGUGAUUUACUUAUUGUUUUCUGUGUACUUAUUAUUUUUUACGUGGAGUUAAUUACUCUUGUUGGGAUACUUUUGCGAGAGACUCUUUAGGAAGAUAGAGACAGUGUAUGGGAGAGGAUAGAGGACUCUGAUCACUAGCUCUGAUCACUCGAUCAGGCUGAAAAUACUCUCAUCAGACUCAAGACUAUUGAAUGCAAUACGUGGAGGUUAUUGUUUUCAAACAGCAAGUGCUUUUCAAUUUUCUUCCAGGUCUUGUGGUUGUGGACACACCUCCUGACCUUGAACACGUCACAUGUUAACUCCCAGGUCUUUGUUCCACUAGUCCUCUGAGGAACAAUCCCGAGAACAACAAGUGGGAGAAGUGAGGGACCACGGCUUACAUACACCUACCUUUUGAAGUUUGAGUUCAAACAAACUGUGAUGUUUUCCACCCACUUUGCACUGUUGCACUGCACUGUAGAAAAUAUAAGAAACGUGCAUUGUACUUCACUGGAGCAGUCACUCACUACAUAGCACUGGUGCAUAGAACUGGACUACAGAAUGUGUGUUCAGAGAGGGGCGUAUUGAGACGCUCAGGCCCAGAAUGUUCUGGUCAAAUUGCAUGGUCAGAAAAGACAUCUUAUUAGCACGUGCUAUUAUUGUUUGUUUCCUCGUUGUGAGUUCUUUUGGUUUUAUGUGCCGUUGAGUGUCACUAUUGAAGGAGUGUUUUGGCUGCUGAAGGUUUACAAUGCGUAGGCUGUCACUACAAAAUUAGCUGCAGCUUUUUCUAUGGUUCAAACUACAAUCACUAUCAGUUUUUCUGAAGUGAAUAAGGUAUAGAAACAAGCUACACUUUACAUGCAGCACAUCCCAGUCUGGUAACAAAGAUAGUCUGAUUGGUUAAUACUUAAAUGGUCUCCUUUGCCAGGGAAACUCCAGUAUUAAGAAAAGCAGUGUUAUAUUACAGUAUUACAAGAAUACUCAAUUUGAAGUACUUGUUUAAAAACUAUUGUCUUAUUGGUAGACUGAGCCUUUAAUUAUUAUUUUUUAAGAAUGUUUUUGUAGGAUUUUUUCAAGGAGUGGUGUUUUAAAUGAAAAUGGAGUUGUGUAACUGAUGAGGAAUUUCCUCUGUUUUAAUUGAGUUGGUAAAAAUGAAAACUGAUAUCCAUGCCAAAAGCGUUGGCAUUUCCAAUAGACAGCAUUUUUUUAGGGACCAGACAGUCUCAACAUGAAGGAGCCAAAUAGUUAUGCACAUAAGUCAUGGAGCGGUCAAGUAAUGAAAGAAAAAUGCACCAUUAUGCAAUUCUGCAAUGAAAUGAAGGACCAAGUCCAACACUGUUACUUUAGGAAAGAACCUGGACACUACCAUAGGAACAGAAUGAUGUCAUUAUCAAACCAAACUAAUUUCUGCAAAGUCAUCUUGGCUUUUAGUGACUUCUUAAUAGAUGAAUAAAAAAACAAAAACAUGCAAUAUGGGUCAAAGUUCCAAGAUAUAGAAAAUAAUUACUCAACAUAGAAAAUAUUUCUUUUCAUAACUUUAUGGAGUUGUAUCUUUUCCAUAGUCUAUCUCUGAAUGAACAACAUAUUUUUGUAGUAAGUUGUUUUUCUGUCUUUCAAUGCUGUUGAAGUAUAUCUAGAUGGUUACUGUCAUAAAAUACUGAUAAUAGCCACUGUAAUCCUGAGGACAUUGUUUUGUUAUGGCUUUCUAUUACAAGGUCUGAUUUAAAUGGCAAUAAUAAUGACAAAGAUGAUGAAA